UCUUGUCAUCGAUUAGGAUGAAAGAGGACGAAAGCAUUCAAUGUGCUCGGACACGCAAUUUCGUCGAACGACCUCGCGUCUUCGGCAUAUUGACAUCCAAGUCGCGUGUAUGCACGGGCGACGACGAUAUGAAGAAACAUAAAGUUUCGUACAUACAAUGGUGGGUUAAACAUUGGUACAACAUUGCGGACUCCUUGUACAUCGCAAUGAUUGUCAUGGAGGUCACUGCACGGCCCCCGAGAAGAAGACAUAAAGAAAAAGAAGGAGAGGAAAAGGAGAGAAACGGAGACAGACAGUGAUUAGGUGGGGGUGCGGGUGGCAUUGGCGCAAGUUCGGCUACGAGGAUCAUCGUUGUCGUCGCGGAUGACACGAACGUCGAUGACAGCGUAUAAAAGUACGAACGAUCUUAUCCCGGAGUAUCAGUCUUCUGACGAUCCUCCCGCAAACAAACAUGGCCGGCAUGAUCUUCUUGUUCCUGGGACUGACGGCGUUCGCUCACGGGGCGGUGGUUCCCGCCGUGCUACCAGCGGCGGCACCCUUGGCGAAGUUGGAGGAAUUCGACGCGGUGCCGCAGUACAGCUUUGCGUACGACGUGCAAGACGCGGUGACCGGCGACUCCAAGGCCCAAUAUGAGACCCGAAACGGCGACAUCGUGCGGGGCAGUUACAGCCUGAUCGAGGCCGAUGGUACGCGUCGCAUCGUCGAGUAUACCGCGGAUCCGAUCAACGGUUUCAACGCGAUCGUUAGCAGAGAACCGGUAAUCGCCGCCGUCGCGACGCCUCUUAGACCAGCCGCCCUGGCGCCGAUAGCCCCGGCCUCGUUUGGACCGGCCGCGCUGACGCCGGUCGCCCCGGCACCGUCGAUACCCGCCAGUGGACCCGACUCCGACGUCGAGGUGGUUGAGGCUCGAACGUCGGGUUUCUCGACAUCGGCGAGAGCGACGACGCGCGAGCAGGAGAUUCAACGUCAGCAGUUCCAGCGGCUGCAGGAGCAACAACGUCAACAGCAGGAGCGGCAGCUGCAGGAGCGGCAGCUGCAGGAGCAACAAAGGCGAUCAUCGAGAUUGCAGAUCCAGCAGCAGGAGCAGCAGCAGGAUCGUCGACAACAAGCCGCCGCACCUGCAAGGGCCACCAUUGCCGGUCAGGAGCAACAACUAGCAGCGAACGCCCGAUUAAUCGGUCUCCCGGCCAGGGCGAUAGCCACUUAUCCGACUUACCCCUAUAGCGCCGCGUACUACUCGCCGUUCGCCUACGCUGCACCCCUCACUGGUCUCGCUUACAACCCCGCUACCGCAUUAGCAUAAAUUUUACUCUUGUGCAUCUCGAGUUGCAACCAGUCUGCAUGUUGUUUUUACCCAGUUAUAGACGAUGAAACUGCAAUAAAAAUUGUUUAUCAUGAGUUACUUAUAAACUCGAUUUCUUUUUUAUUAUUUCUUCGGUACAAUAGAGAUUCAUGAUGCCUAU
This is a messenger RNA of Formica exsecta, 1463 nucleotides long. Its product is annotated as ras guanine nucleotide exchange factor P-like. Gene Ontology annotation, cellular component: extracellular matrix. The transcript is spliced from 2 exons. The record is from RefSeq and is a predicted model, not a curated record. NCBI's taxonomy places the organism in Eukaryota, Metazoa, Arthropoda, Insecta, Hymenoptera, Formicidae. The coding region runs from base 452 to 1303 and encodes 283 amino acids.